ACCCAACUGCUGUAAACCCACACCGGCGGCCAAGCAGCCUCAAUUCGUGCAUGCACCCACUUCCCAGCAAAACAGAGCUCCCAAGUUCCUCCUGUUUAGAAUUUUUGAAGCGGCGGGACACCAGGCUGUAGUCUCCCUGGGGUCAGGGGUCCUGGUUGCACUCCGUGCUUUACACAAAGCACGCUCUCCAUUUUUGUUAAAUGCACGAAUAGUGCUAAGCUGGGAAGUUCUUCCUGAGGUCUAACCUCAGGCUGUUUCCCCACAGAAGAGUGCCUGCGGCCAGUGGCCACCAGGGGUCGCUGCAGCACCCCGCCCUGGAGGGCGGAGCGGGUGGCAGACCCAGAGCAGCAUGUGGACUCUCGGGCGCCGCGCAGUCGCCGGCCUCCUGGCGUCCCCCAGCCCGGCCCAGGCCCAGACCCUCACCCGGGCCCCGCGGCCGGCAGAGUUGGCUCAGCUCUGCAGCCGCCGGGGCCUGCGCACCGGCAUCAAUGCGACCUGCACAACCCACCACGCCAGUUCGAACCUCCGUGGCCUCAACCAGAUUCGGAAUGUCAAAAAGCAGAGUGUCUAUUUGAUGAAUUUGAGGAAAUCGGGAACUUUGGGCCACCCAGGGUCUCUAGAUGACACCACCUAUGAAAGACUAGCAGAGGAAACGCUGGACUCUUUAGCAGAGUUUUUUGAAGACCUUGCAGACAAGCCAUACACCUUUGAGGACUAUGAUGUUUCCUUUGGGAGUGGUGUCUUAACUGUUAAACUGGGUGGAGAUCUAGGAACCUACGUGAUCAACAAGCAGACGCCAAACAAGCAAAUCUGGUUAUCUUCUCCAUCCAGGUAUGUAGAUGUUAUAUGGAGUUGCUGGAGUAUGAGAAGAGUGUCUUCAUCCCAACAGCUUUCAAAGUGAAGCGGCAGCUCAUGCCUGUAAUCCCAGCACUUUGAUAGGCCGAGGCGGGUGGUUCACUUGAGGUCAGGAGUUUGAGACCAGCCUGGCCAACAUGGUGAAACCUCGUCUCUACUACAAAUACAAAAAUUAGCUGGGCGUGGUGGCGCACACCUGUAAUCCCAGCUACUCAGGAAGCUGAGGCAGGAGAAUCACUGGAGCCCAUAAGGUGGAGGUUGGAGUGAGCCAAGAUCAUGCCACUGCACUCCAGCCUGGGUAACAGAACAAGACUCUGUCUCAAAAAAAAAAAAAAAAAAGUGAACCUCUGGGUCCCCCAGAUCUCUUCAGAGAUAUGUAAUGUUCUCCUUCUUCCAACUACAUAACUCUGUGAGCCUGGGUUUUCUUCAUAUACUCCAAUGAAAACAACAUAUUGCAACAGAUGGAAUGAAGAGACAAGUAGAAGAAUCCAGCUGUUUUCCAUUAAGCCAAACAUUACAGUUGUCAACUGAAGAAUUCUGAGAUUAAUAAAUUUGCAAAGAAGAGCUUUAUUUCUCCUAAAAGAUUGCAGCCUGCAGGGUGGUCAUUCUGACAGGCUGAGAAAUGUAGUCUCUGGCCAGAAGCCAAAAACAGACACUGAGGGUCAGAAGAAUAAGACGGGCAUUUAUGUUGAAUAGGAUGACCAAAUAUAUGUAUUCAAUAAACUAUAGGAGGAGUCAUGAAUAGUCAUGAAAGGAGAAACAUGCACAUGCUCAGUUGAGUUUCAUGCCUCUCCAUGGGAUGCAUGUGCAAAAAUUGGCAGCAUUAGCAUGAUCAGAGGGUGGAGUUUUCUGUCCCCUGACAUCAAAAGGUGAAACAGAGGACACAGAAACCCUCACUGUGCAUCCUCUGUAAACUGGCCAGAACCACUCCAUUGUGGGCAGUCUAUUAUGAGGAAGGAAUGCUGGUUAGUUGUGCAGAAAAUGCAAAAGGAAGGGGCAGUGUCAGAAGGGGUUGAUAUCAGCGGUGCAGCUCGUCCUUCCAAAGGGCUGAUUUCUGUUUAACCUGUAGGAAGGAAAUCCUAAUGGUGUUUAGCAAUGGAGAGGCGGUACAACAACACAUCAUGGCAGGAACUCAGUUUUCAAGGUUUCUCUGGGGUCCCCUUGGCCAAGAGGUGGUGUAUCCGUUUAGUCAGCUGGGCAACUUAGGAUUUCAUUUUUAUUUCUCAGAGUUUUAUAAAACUCUAAAAUAAUUAUUUGACAGCCAGAUGGGAGGGGGUCCCUGGAGAAACUCCAACCAGCCUGCCCACUGGGGUGGAGCCUCAGGAGUUUGCAGCAGGGAAAAGCCUGGUGCCUCCUUUUCCUAUGUGAACCUGGGAUUCGAGCAGCCUGGUGGGAAGCACUCUAGCAGGGGACUCUGGCCUUGCAGAGGAUCCCUGUUCCCCCCAACCCUUUAUUUCCCAUUUUCACUUAAUAAAACCCUGCUUUACUCACCCUUUAAACCAUCUGCAAGCCUAAACUUUUGUGGCUGUGGGAUGGACAAGAGCCUUAUCUUUAGCUGAACUAAGGAAAAGUCCUGCAGUGAUUCCAUUCUUCCCACCAAAUAUGUUUUGUUUUGAAAAUAUAGUUAUUUAUCAUAAAUAUGUCAUUAAUAUUGUUAAAUCGAAUUUAGCCUAAAGCUGCCUCCUUACAUAGUUUAAGCUUGACCUAAAGGUUAUUCUGUACUUAGUAAAUUGUAACCUACCUAGAUGUGUAAACAAGACUGUGACCUACUCUUGUGACAAUCAUUGGAUUUUGGCCAAAGGAGGUCAACUCUUGACACUGCUUUCAAAUAAGGCAAAUAUGGAACUGUAACCAAUCUGGCUGUUUCUAUACCUCACUUCUGUUUCCUGUAUGCCACUUUUCUUUCUCUGUCCAUAAAUCUUCUUCCACCACGUGGCUGUGCUGGAGUCUCUGAGCCUACUCUGGCUGAGGAGGCUGCCCGAUUCUCAAACUGUUCAAUUAAACUCUGUUAAAUUUAA
Molecule: messenger RNA, 2873 nt
Organism: Cercocebus atys (sooty mangabey)
Lineage: Eukaryota; Metazoa; Chordata; Mammalia; Primates; Cercopithecidae
Gene: FXN
Product: frataxin
Exons: 5
Coding region: 350-901 (183 amino acids)
Biological process (GO): intracellular iron ion homeostasis; iron incorporation into metallo-sulfur cluster
Cellular component (GO): mitochondrion
Molecular function (GO): iron chaperone activity; 2 iron, 2 sulfur cluster binding; ferroxidase activity
Source: RefSeq, a predicted model, not a curated record